AUGAUUGAUAUCCUACUUCAGUCAACACAAGAAUGGCUAUCCUGUUGGUUUUUAGAAGUCAAUAAUUACCCCGAUCCGAAAACCCUUCAAGGAGAUUUGGCAAAACUCUUGGACAACAUAGAUACCAACCAGUUUACGAUCUUGGUUCUAAAGCAACGUGAUUGGUACCUUUACAAUUACAUACAAAUGAUGGUAUUGAAAACAGGCAAAAGCAUUGUUGUGAACUACUUGAUGGAGUCUCCCGAGCACCAUUUAAAGGUUUUAGCACAAUUAGUUAAACAAGUUGAUUCAAUGGAUUUGAAGAUAGGGUUUGAUCUAUCCAAGGAGCAACUUGCAUUUUUGAUGUUGAACGUGCCUGGAUUUAUAAACCAUUUGGCAGGUGGAGAACCGGUUGAGGAUGUAGAUGUCGAUGCCGUUUUUCAAGAGUUUAUAACAAGGUACCCUUCAAUAAAACUGAUUGUUUCUUCAAAUGAAUUUGCCAUUGAAUAG
Lodderomyces margitis is the source of this 489-nucleotide messenger RNA. RefSeq lists its product as uncharacterized. The coding region runs from base 1 to 489 and encodes 162 amino acids. The transcript has a single exon. NCBI's taxonomy places the organism in Eukaryota, Fungi, Ascomycota, Pichiomycetes, Serinales, Debaryomycetaceae. The record is from RefSeq and is a predicted model, not a curated record.